AUGGCGCGUGCCUCGAGCCUGUCGCAGCUGCUUGUGCUGCUGGUUGCGGCAGUGGCAGGAGCCAGGGUGCCCUCGGAUGCGGCCGCGAACACAACGUUUGGCGAGCUCCGCGUACGGCACGCGCUCCUCGGCAGAAAGCCGCAGAUGGGGUGGAACACCUGGAACCACUUCUACUGCGGGAUCAGCGAGGAAGUCAUCAGGCAGACAGAUGAUUGCUGGGCAGAAUUGAACAGGGAUUACCAGGGUAACCUGGUUCCAAAUAAAAGAACAUUCCCCUCUGGCAUCAAGGCGCUUGCAGAUUAUGUGCACGCCAAAGGGUUGAAGCUCGGCAUCUACAGUGAUGCUGGGACACAAACAUGUACUAAACAAAUGCCAGGAUCGCUCGAUCACGAAGAGCAAGAUGUGAGGACGUUCGCGUCUUGGGGAGUUGAUUAUCUGAAGUACGACAACUGCAACGAUGCUGGGAGGAGCGUCAGGGAAAGAUACACUAGGAUAAGCAACGCCAUGAAGAAAUACGGGAAGAACAUCUUCUUCUCAAUCUGUGAGUGGGGAAUCGAAAACCCUGCUACAUGGGCACGUGGCAUGGGUGGUAAUAGCUGGAGGACAACCGCGGACAUUGCUGACAACUGGGACAGCAUGACAUCACGCGCGGACCAGAAUGACAGAUGGGCCUCCUAUGCCGGACCUGGCGGAUGGAAUGAUCCUGAUAUGCUUGAAGUUGGAAAUGGUGGGAUGUCCGAAGCUGAGUACCGCUCGCACUUCAGCAUCUGGGCACUUGCCAAGGUUUGGGCCGGACCGCUCAGCGGCAACAGAAAGGCCGUGGUUCUAUGGAAUAGGCAGGGGUACCAAGCAACCAUAACCGCACACUGGUCAAACGUCGGGCUUCCAGCAUCUGCGUCCGUCACCGCUCGCGAUCUAUGGGCGCACUCGUCAUUCUCUGCUCAGGGGAAGCUAUCUGCAUCAGUGGCGCCUCAUGACUGCAAGAUGUACAUCCUAACACCCAAGUAACUGUAGACGCAAGAAUAGCAAGUCGAUCGAUCUAGUUCAGGGGAAUGGUUUGCAAGGGAGGAUAGAUAGAGCUGAGAUGAGGUGAAUUGAGGAAUGGCAUUUGGUUAUAUAACGUUAGAAAUAAGCUGCAAUAGUAUGUAAAGUGCCGUGAAAAUGUCG
Messenger RNA from Triticum aestivum (bread wheat), 1167 nucleotides. RefSeq names its product alpha-galactosidase-like. Gene Ontology annotation, cellular component: plant-type cell wall. NCBI's taxonomy places the organism in Eukaryota, Viridiplantae, Streptophyta, Magnoliopsida, Poales, Poaceae. Gene Ontology annotation, molecular function: hydrolase activity, hydrolyzing O-glycosyl compounds. The record is from RefSeq and is a predicted model, not a curated record. The transcript is spliced from 12 exons. Gene Ontology annotation, biological process: carbohydrate metabolic process. Bases 1 to 1008 code for a protein of 335 amino acids.